Molecule: messenger RNA, 894 nt
Organism: Hippocampus comes (tiger tail seahorse)
Lineage: Eukaryota; Metazoa; Chordata; Actinopteri; Syngnathiformes; Syngnathidae
Product: spindlin-Z-like
Exons: 5
Coding region: 109-828 (239 amino acids)
Biological process (GO): gamete generation
Source: RefSeq, a predicted model, not a curated record
GUCCUUAAAUUCGUUUCCUUAUUUAGCCUACCUUAGGUGGUGGAAUCUGUUCUUCAUAGGAAAACACACGUAAAAAUAUUGAUCAGGGUUGUGUGACUUUAUGGAAACAUGUCAAAGAAGCGGGGCAGGAAGCGUAGCAGCGAAGAGUUGAGCGAGAGCUCGGCGUCCACUUUGAGCCCCGACCCGGACAACCUGCUGGGCCGCAGAAUCCAGCACAACUGGAGGGAGAAGGGCAACGUGACCAAGUGGAAAGGCACGGUUCUGGAACGGCUGACCGUCAACAGCUCCCUUUACAUGGUCAAAUACGACGGCUUCGACUGCGUCUAUGGCAUCGAGUUGUUCAAAGACAGUCGAGUGUCAAAUCUGCAGGUGUUGGCCGAGAAAGUCGUGAAUAAUAAGAUCAAGGUGCCUCCUGGGGCGGAGGAGCUGGUCGGACGGGCGGUGGAACAUCUGUUUGAGAAGGAGGACGGUGAGAAAAACGAAUGGAGAGGCAUGGUGCUGUCUCGGGCCCCCAUCAUGACCCACUGGUAUUACAUCACCUACGAGAAGGACCCCGUGCUCUACAUGUACCAGCUGUGGGACGAUUACAAGGACGGCGAUCUUCGUGUUCUUCCUGAAUCAGAGAACAAACACCUGCUACCAGCAGACAGGAAGCCGGGGGAGGAGCCAGAGAGCCUCGUGGGCAAACAGGUGGAGUACGUCACAGAUAACGGUUUGAAGAGGACAGGCCUGGUCAUCUAUCAGGUCCCCGCCAAGCCCACGGUGUACUACAUCAAAUACGACGACGACGUCCACAUCCACGUCUACGACCUGGUUAAAACCACCUAGGACUAAUACUGACAGCCCCAGCCAUUUUGACUCGGCCAGUCGUUACCGGUUGAAGUGUUAGCGACU